CUCACACUCCAACCCUGCUCACCUCUCAGCUGGACAGUAAGGAACGUUUACACCACACACUGACAACAUGCUGGGGACCCUCUGCACUCUCAUCACUGCUCUAACUUAUGUUGAUGCAGCAAAAGUUGUGACCCAGACGCCCACUGUCCACACAGUUUCUACAGGACAAGAAGUUGUUCUCAACUGCAACAUUCAGAGAGAUGAUGGAAAAUAUGUCAGCUGGUAUAAACAUGUUCCUGGUAAAGUUCCUCAGUAUGUUUUAAAAUUUUACCAUUCUCACAGUUCACCCAAGUUUGGAACAGGAUUCUCCUCAGACCGAUUCAACUCUAGAUCCUCAUCAAACAUAGAUUAUCAGUUCAUCAUUAAGCGGGCAGAGGCAGGAGACUCUGCAGUCUAUUACUGUAAUACAUGGGACAGCUCUGCUACGGAGGUGGUAUUCGGACAAGGCACCAAGCUGAUCGUGACAAGCUCCAGCCUCUCUCCUCCUGUCCUGACAGUCUUCCCUCCGUCCAGUGCUGAGCUCCAGUCCAACAAAGCCACUCUGGUCUGUCUGUCCAGUCAGUCUGUGCCUUUUGCAGAUGUGACCUGGUUGUCUGCUGGGAGUCCAGUGAGCAGUGGGAUCUCUAGCAGCACCGCUGUUCAGCAACCAGACCAGACUUUCCAAGUCAGCAGCUAUCUGUCCAUCCAGACGUCAGACUGGAACAUGGACAAGGUUUACACAUGUAAAGUGUCUGCGGGCUCCCAGACUUCAGAGAAAAACAUCAACAAGUCAAAGUGUCCCGCUGAAGAAUAGUAGAGGACCAGAAUGAGCAUUUAAAAUCUGUUUCUUUACUGAUUGUGCUGUUUGCUCAUAACAAGGUUUAGAUGUUAGUAAAGAUGUGUCUGCAUGCUUGUAAUAAAUGUUGUGACAGUUAGGUGGAGGUGUUGUAUCGGCUUUGCAAUUGUUGCAUCUUUGAAGAGAUGUUAAAUAAAAUAAAAGCAUUGUGAUAAAACAUCAUAGUUUGUAUUUUUUUUAUUCUCAUGUAAAUACGAUUUAAAACAGUAAUGAUUUAACUGCAAUAAGUG
This is a messenger RNA of Thunnus maccoyii (southern bluefin tuna), 1065 nucleotides long. RefSeq names its product immunoglobulin lambda-1 light chain-like. The transcript is spliced from 4 exons. Bases 68 to 793 code for a protein of 241 amino acids. The record is from RefSeq and is a predicted model, not a curated record. Lineage: Eukaryota; Metazoa; Chordata; Actinopteri; Scombriformes; Scombridae.